AAGCAAUCAUUUCUCCUCCUCUCUGGCUGCAUUCUUGCAGCCAUUGAGAACUACUGUGUGAGCUGUGAUUGGUCACAGCUUGUCACAUGGUACAAGGCUGUUGUGAAUAGCCUUGUACCAUGUGAUCUCUGUGAUCAUUCACAGAUUUCACAAGUAGUAAACAAUGUUGUCAGAAGGAACAUCUUGUUUGCUACUAUUCAUGUGAUCACUGAUUGGCCAAUCAGUGAUCACAUGAUCGGGACCUCACACAGAGGUCCCGCACAGAGGUCCCGUGCAACG
Molecule: messenger RNA, 279 nt
Organism: Staurois parvus
Lineage: Eukaryota; Metazoa; Chordata; Amphibia; Anura; Ranidae
Source: the annotation of a GenBank genome assembly